Messenger RNA from Varanus komodoensis (Komodo dragon), 5042 nucleotides. RefSeq names its product solute carrier family 6 member 12 (gene SLC6A12). The record is from RefSeq and is a predicted model, not a curated record. NCBI's taxonomy places the organism in Eukaryota, Metazoa, Chordata, Lepidosauria, Squamata, Varanidae. The transcript is spliced from 15 exons. Bases 73 to 1914 code for a protein of 613 amino acids. Gene Ontology annotation, biological process: sodium ion transmembrane transport. Gene Ontology annotation, cellular component: membrane.
CCGCAUUCCCCAGCCGGUCGCCCGUGACUCAGGGGCCCAGACGGAGCUCCCGGCCGGCCGGAGCCGAGAGUGAUGGGAAGCAAAGGAACUUGGGACAUGGAGUGCAACGGGAGCGCGAUUGUGCCAGAAGAAAAGCACAAGCAGCAGGAGGAGGAGCUUCAGGACAGAGGACAGUGGACCAACAAAGUGGAAUUUGUGCUGUCCGUGGCUGGAGAGAUCAUUGGCUUGGGCAAUGUUUGGCGAUUCCCUUAUCUCUGUUACAAGAAUGGAGGCGGUGCCUUCUUCAUCCCGUAUCUCAUCUUCCUCUUUGUUUGUGGGAUUCCUGUCUUCCUCCUGGAGACGGCCCUUGGGCAAUACACCAGUCAGGGUGGGGUCACUGCCUGGAGAAAGAUCUGCCCUAUCUUUGAAGGAAUCGGAUAUGCCUCACAAGUCAUUGAAUCCUAUCUGAAUAUCUACUACAUUGUCAUUUUAGCAUGGGCCCUGUUUUACCUCUUUAACUCCUUUGCAGCUGUUCUGCCCUGGUCCCACUGCAACAACCCCUGGAACUCAGUUUAUUGUGUGGACAUUCUGAAUGGAUCCAGUUUGGAGAAUGGGACACAGCCAACAAAUGCCUCUUCCCCCGUCAUCGAAUUCUGGGAAAGGCGAGCCUUGGGAAUAACGGAUGGGCUGCAUAAUCUGGGCACCGUGCGGUGGGAGCUGGCACUUUGCCUCCUCCUUGCCUGGAUCAUCUGCUACUUCUGCAUCUGGAAAGGUGUCAAGUCCACUGGCAAAGUGGUCUACUUCACUGCUACAUUCCCUUACCUGAUGUUACUCAUUCUGCUGAUUCGAGGAGUUACUCUGCCUGGUGCCACAGAAGGGAUCAAGUUCUACCUGAACCCAGAUGUUUCUAGACUGGCAGAUCCCCAGGUAUGGAUGGAUGCAGGCACUCAGAUCUUCUUCUCUUAUGCCAUCUGCCAGGGAUGCCUGACAGCCUUAGGCAGCUACAACAAGUACAACAACAACUGCUACAGGGAUUGCUUUAUGCUCUGCUUUCUGAAUAGCGCCACCAGCUUUGUGGCUGGCUUCGCCAUUUUCUCUGUGUUGGGCUUCAUGGCAGAAGAGCAAGGUGUGCCUAUCGCAGACGUGGCUGAAUCAGGUCCAGGCCUAGCCUUCAUCGCCUACCCCAAAGCCGUCACCAUGAUGCCCAUUCCUCCGUUGUGGGCCUGCUUAUUCUUCCUAAUGCUGAUCUUCUUGGGUCUGGACAGUCAAUUUGUCUGUGUUGAGAGCUUGGUGACAGCCAUUAUUGAUAUGUACCCGCAAAUCUUCCGUAAGAAAGGGCGGCGGGAACUGCUGAUCUUGGGCAUUGCAGUGAUAUGCUACCUUCUUGGCCUACUGCUGGUCACUGAGGGCGGAAUGUACAUCUUCCAGCUGUUCGAUUAUUAUGCAGCCAGUGGCACCUGCCUCCUCUUCCUUGCCUUCUUUGAAGUCACCUGCAUUGGAUGGGUUUAUGGAGCAGACCGUUUCUAUGACAAUAUUGAGGAUAUGAUUGGUUACCGGCCAUGGCCCCUGAUUAAAUAUUGCUGGCUCUUUCUCACACCUGGCAUGUGUCUGGCGAUCUUCUUGUUUUCACUGAUUAGAUACACACCGCUCAAAUACAACAAUGUCUAUGAGUAUCCACCAUGGGGGGCUGCUAUUGGCUGGUUGAUGGCUCUCUCCUCUAUGAUCUGCAUUCCAUUCUACAUUGUGUUCAUGCUCCUGAAAACCAAAGGGCCAUUAAAGCAGCGGUUACGUCAGCUCACUGCUGCUGCAGAUGACUUGCCCCAGCCAAAGAAGCACCUGACUGACUUCUCUGGACAGCAGGAGAUCUGCAAGCCAGGAGACCAAUGUCCAAAAAAGGAGUUGCUCAUCAUGACAGAGAAGGAAACCUACUUCUAGAGCUCAGCAGGCAUCUUCUGGAAAAAGGUCCUUCCUUAUUUCUGGUGGCGUCCGUUUACACCUGAGUUGAGGUGCUACCCGGACUUCAGAGUUCCACUACUUGCCAGAUACGGGGUCACUGAAGACGGCAGCAUCUUCUAUCCUUUGCACUUUCCUAGCAGCUGAUUGUAUACAUCAGAGGGGAGCCAUUGUUUUAGAGCUGAGCCAAAAGUACUCAGAAGAUGCAUUUCUGAGGACAUGUCUCAGAUUUUUCUUUUUUACCCCCACCUAGAAAAAGAAAGCCACUUGGCAGAAUUUUCUCCAAAUAUUCUCCACCUUAUUUUUUUCUACAAGGUGGUUGUCAUUCAUCCCCCACCCCUGCACUCAUAAAGACAUUGUGGAGGAUAUAAAAUGGAUGCCAAAACAGCUGUUCAUAUUGCCUCCUGCAGUAGUUGCAGAAGAAGAAACCAGCUUGGGAAAAAAGUAUCUCCACAAAAAACUCCAGUUGUUUUCACAUCAGUAGAACAGCUAUUGUGGAAGUGAAAAAUUGUAUGUGAGGGGCCAUACCUCAGGGACUACCUGAAAUCCUUUAAACUAGCAGUGGCAGGGACUGAACUAGUGGCCUUCAGUGUACCAUGCUUGUAUGCCACCACUGAAAUAUACCCUGCUCUUUUUAUUAGAAAUAAAUCAGCAGCAAGAAGAGUUUUUCUGGAAAAGAUAGUCUCAACGCUGCUCACUCUAAGUCCCCAUUCAUUCAUUGCCUGCCACCUCCCCUCCUUGGUGAAAUAUUUCAAAUUCUUUGAAAACCUGACUCUUGCAAACUCUACAAAUUAUACAAAAAGGGCUAGCUCAGCCAAAUUUGCAUAGUCUAAUCUCAGGAUGUGUGCUUCUUUGGCAAAUUUGGUGGGUUACUUUUUUUUACUUGCUAAGAAGUUUACAUAGAUCUGCUACGGGUGCAUUAAAAGAAACCUGAUGACAAUUCCCUGUUUGGACUUUAAAAUCAGAGCUGAUCACUCAGCCUCUCCCAUUACAUGAGGGCCUGAAGGAAAAGCAGGUGAUCAAUUGGAAGCAAGAAGAGUUUGUCAGAAAAAGAACACGUCAAAGCCACUUAAGAUCUUUUUUCCUUUGAGAAGACACUAAGGAAAAAAAGCUGACAGUGCUUCAGCUCAAAUAUACCUCACUUGGUGCAGCUCCAUGUGACAUCCUUGGAUUGUUGGAAAACUUGAGAAAUGCAAAUCAAAUGGAACUGCCCUAAAUGAAAUGCCAAAACUUGGUUAGCUUGCAGCAGGACCAGGCAGCAGAUGCCACAGUUGACGUCUCACCAGACAGUAGCUUAACAAUGGUGCUGUGAAAGGCUUAUGUGUGGUUAAUGACAUGGAAGUCAUGGGUGCAAAUGAAAUACAUGUCAGGCUGGAAGAAUGAAUAUGGUGUGGGGAGACUGUUUUGCCUUUUGUUUCUUGUGCCUCGGUUCACUCCUUUGCAAGGUCCAUUUGGUACCCUCACCUUUCCCAACCUGUUGCCCUCCAGAUGUGUCGGACUGAAACCCCUAUAAUUAUGGAAUUGUAUCUGGAGGGUAUUAGGUUGGAGGAGGCUGUGAUGACCUUGACACCAAAAGGAAACUCCUCUUGCACCAUCAGUGUUUUCAGAGAACUUGUAGCCAUGUUACAAGUUUUUUUGUUUUUGCAGCAGAAAAACAAGUGGGCUUGUGAAAACAAAGAGGUGUGUGGCACUUGUUCUUAUUUAACAUGCCUCAGGAUUCUUGUUUGUACAAGACCAUUAAUACUGUGGCACAAAUUUACGUCACAAUUCUUUGCAUACCUUCUCAGGAGAGUCUGCCCCCCGACCAAUGGGAUUUAUUUCCAAGCAAGAAUACAUUAUCACUGCAGCCAUGUUCUUUACCCAACAAGCACUCCUGGCACACUGAGUUGAUGUUUUCCUUGAGCAUCAUGUGUUAGAUGACUUCUAAAAUGUUCCACAGACAGCUUGGUUGAACAGGGUGCAUCAUGGUCACUGCUCCCAAUAGCUGCAUUACCACUUAGAUGUCACAACACGUCCUGGGCAUGCAAAGCCAUCUUCCGUCUCGUGAGUCCCAAGACCAGCUGCUGCAAGGAACAGCCUUAUUAAAGAUCAGGCCAACUGUUCUGGCCAGUUAGCUGCUUUGGUAAUUAUCAUAUAGAUAUGAGAGAAGCCUGUUAAUAUGCAAAGAUUAGACCACAUGUCCUGUCCCAACAAUGGAAAGGACAAAAAGGUUGAAGAGCAGUUAGAUAUGGGACCAGUCUUGGCAUCUCCACUCAGUGCCUUAGGCCCUUGCACUAGGCAGCUAUGUCUUCAGGCUGCCAUUUUUGAUGUCUCUCAAUGCCCCAAACCAGGGAACCACAUGACCUUUACAUGUGGCUUAUAGCCUACUAUGGCUUAUAGUCAUAAGAUAAGUCCAUGGCUGGAAGCCCACCAAUAUGGUAUGGGCACCACCAAAGGACCCUCUGCCCAGUAUGGGACAGCCAUGCUUCUCUGGUAGAAAAAUACACCUUUUGUAUGCAUUCACCUGGAAGUAAGUCUCAUUGAACAUGCAUAGGAUCUGCUUGUGAAUGAGCAAGGACUAGAUUCUUGGGCUGUCACCUCCAACCGGAGGGAAGAAAAGCUCUAAAUUUCAAGGAGACCAUAAUCCUAUUCAGGUUGCAGGUUUCAUAUCUAUGGGUACUGAAUGUGGGAAGGGGCAAGCGGCAAUAUAUGGGACUAAUCAUAUCCUUUCUGUGCCACUGUGGUGCAAGCCACAUUCCCCAGUCAAUGUCUGAUCAAUCCAACCCCCCAGACUUUUUAUACGUGAAUGUGUGGAUUUUCUAACAGGGAUGGGUACCUUGCUCGGGCAGGGUCCCCAGCACUGUGGAGGAAAGCCCAUGUGCCCAAGCACUGGAGAACUUCAGACUGGGUCAAUUGUCCAUUGUCUGUGGAGUGUGGCCCAAACACCUGUCAUCAUCAAAAUGGAAAGGGGAGCCCUGUGCAUUCCGACUUGUCCCUUCUCACGGGAAAUCUAAAUACAAAUCUUCAUAAAAGCAAUCAAAUUCUUGUUUACAAGAUUUGCAUGUACACAAGACACCCAAUGCAGGGUGCAUUUUUGUACUUAAACCUGCUCAAUAAAUAUGUUUCUUUAA